UGUUACGUUGCUUUUGGGGGCUUUUGGGGUACCUCUCCUAAGACUCAGAGCGCUGACAAACGGGCAACGUGACUCGUUCCCCUUCCGAAUCUGGAGCCAUGGAGAAGCGUGCGGCGGCCCAGGCCUUCAGUGACCGACUCAAUGCCACUCCUGCGGAGGGCGCGGAGGCGGACCGCUUCCGCAGCGCGGUGGAUCGGCUGAGCUCGAUGAAGCGGGAAGCGCCGCAGGCGCUGCUGCGGCUGGAGGAGGUGCCCGCAGACGUGGCCGCGGUCAUGGAGUGCUGGUGCCUGCUACACGGCAAAGCGCCCAGCUCCGAGCAGUGCCUGAAGUUGCUCAAGGAGGAGCCAGCUGAGGACUUCACCCUCGUCGGCAUGAGUAAUAUCAACUGCUUGACGGAGGAGGAGCUGGCUGAAAUGCGCCGCCGUCUCCCCGCAGCUGCAACAAGCGACGGCGAGGCUGGCGAGGCCGGCGAGGUCGUCGCGACGAUGCUGGAGUGGAUGCAGGCUGCGGUGGUCAUGCACGACUGGGCGCGGCGGCAGCGGGCCCAACCGUCCGACUGACGCUGGCGGUACGACCGCGGACCGAAAAAGUCGGGAGACUGCGCUGCCCGGCGAAGCAUUGGUCCUGAACUGCGAUUGGCUUUAGUCCAAAAGGUUUGGGCCGUGGGUAUUGGCCA
Messenger RNA from Effrenium voratum, 676 nucleotides. The record is from the annotation of a GenBank genome assembly. Lineage: Eukaryota; Dinophyceae; Suessiales; Symbiodiniaceae.